This is a messenger RNA of Xenopus laevis (African clawed frog), 4412 nucleotides long. RefSeq names its product heat shock factor protein (gene hsf1.L). The transcript has 15 exons. Bases 340 to 1923 code for a protein of 527 amino acids. The record is from RefSeq and is a predicted model, not a curated record. Lineage: Eukaryota; Metazoa; Chordata; Amphibia; Anura; Pipidae.
UAGCGUGAGUGGAGUAAGAUGGCGGACUGCGCAUGCGUUAUGUGCCAUUUGCUGGUCUUGGUUGAUACGUCACAAGAUGGCGCUGACCAUGGCUCCCUCGGCCUGUGACUGUGCGCGGAUGGGCCAGUGGGCCUGAGUCGGAGACCCCGUCAGGAAAACGCGGAGGAGUUACCUGCUGUGGGGAUAACAUUGCCAACCUGUCCCUGAAGUGAUUUUACCCCUAAACUCUACGUGAGUUGCCUCUUUGUCCCCUAGACUUUGCGCUCGGCUCCAGCGCUCGGCUCCAGCACUCGGCUCCAGCACUCGGCUCCAGCACUCAGUCCGUACUACACCCUCCAUAUGGAUGCCAACGCGACCUGCGGGGGCAGCAAUGUACCCGCUUUCCUUGCCAAACUCUGGACUUUGGUGGAAAACCCGGAGACAGACCCUUUAAUCUGCUGGAGCCCGGAAGGGAACAGUUUCCAUGUGUUUGACCAGGGACAGUUUGCCAAAGAGGUUCUUCCAAAGUAUUUCAAGCACAACAACAUGGCCAGCUUUGUACGGCAACUCAACAUGUAUGGGUUUCGGAAGGUUGUCCAUAUUGAACAAGGGGGUUUGGUGAAACCUGAAAGAGAUGAUACAGAGUUCCAGCAUCCCUACUUCAUCCGUGGUCAGGAGCAACUUCUGGAGAACAUCAAGCGCAAAGUCAACAACAUGUCUGCGAGUAAGAGCGACGAGGGGAAGGUGCGACAGGACAAUGUCAGUAAAUUAAUUUCAGAUGUACAGAGCAUGAAGGGCAAGCAGGAGAGCAUCGACGGCCGGCUACUCUCCAUGAAACAUGAGAACGAGGCCCUGUGGAGGGAGGUAGUGAGUCUGAGGCAGAAGCACACUCAGCAGCAGAAAGUUGUCAAUAAGCUCAUCCAGUUCCUGGUCUCAUUGGUCCAGUCCAACCGGAUCCUGGGGGUAAAGAGGAAAAUCCCCCUCAUGCUGAAUGACAGUAGCACAGGCCACUCCCCUCCCAAGUACAGUCGUCAGUACUCAUUGGAGCACGUGCCCAGCAGCACCUCCUACCCAGUCUCGGGAUUCACAGACUCCUCAGCAGGACCCAUUAUAUCUGAUGUGACGGAACUCCCAGAGUCCAGCCCCUCCCCCUCUCCGUGUCCCAGUUUAGAGGCCAGCCCCAGUCCAGUGAUUCUGAUCAAGACGGAGCCCCUCACUCCAUCCCAGAGCCCUGAGCAGAGUCCUGCGCCCCCUAAACUGGACGACACCCCAAUAUCGCCCUCCACUUUCAUAGACUCAAUUCUGCUGGAGACUGAGACCAGUGUGUGUCCCGGGGGCAAUAAAAAUGAUGAAAUGUCAGAGUCGCACCCCCCUGAGCCCUGCCUGAGUGUCGCCUGUCUAGACAACAUCUCUUUGAGCCGUCAGAUGUCUGAGGUCGCUCGUCUGUUCCCCACGUCCUGUUCCUCAGUGCCGGGCAGAGCGGAGCCCCCCGGGUUAGAUAUGGCUGUGGCGGAGCUAAAUGACCAUGUGGACAACAUUGACUUCAACCUGGACAACCUGCAGAACCUUCUCACCGGCCAGAGCUUCAGUGUAGAUACCAGCGCUCUCAUGGAUCUCUUCAGUCCGUCCUUGGGAAUCCCAGAUCUGUCCCUCCCAGACCCCGACUCCAGCCUCGCCAGUAUCCAGGAGCUGCUGUCGUCACAGGAUCAGAAGGAGUCAGAGACAGAGUCCAGAACACCUGACACAGGGAAGCAGAUUGUCCAUUAUACGGCUCAGCCCCUUAUCCUUAUGGAUUCCAGUAGCUGUGACCUUCCCAUUUUCCUGGAGCUGGAGGGGGAUGAGCCUUACAUUGCAGAAGAAGGGGAUGAUUAUUCAGAGGACCCCACCCUCUCUCUGAUUUCAUGGGACCCCCAGAGCAAGUCAGCAGGCUCCAACAUCUCCUAGGAAUGGAGGGGACUUUACUGAAGUGCGUGUGGUUCUGCUGCUGCCCAAUUCUGCCCGAGUGUCUGCAUGCCAACUGUGCCAACGGGGACUGGCCUCCUGCGUGUUCUCAUCUUGCUGCAAGAUGGACCAAUCGGAUGGCUGCUUUCAGCUUGUUCUGUGUGUUUUUCUAUAGUGGAGACAAUGGUGUGGCUCUUUGGGAACAGGUCCCCCUUCUGGUUGGGUUCAGGCCACAACCCUGGGAUUUCCCACCCAUCAUGACUGCGUAGGGAUCUGUGAGAUUUCGGGCCAGUACUCGCAUAUUUACACAGUAUCCAGGGUUCUGCUAUUUUCCAGCACUUAUUCCAAGAUUUAGGGCAGUUCUGAUGGCUUCAUGUCAUGUGACACGUUACAUAUUAUUAUUAUUUUUCUUGAGUUUGGAGUUCUCGCCCCAAAGCUCUGGUUUUAGGGUUCUGCAUUUUCCUAUUUACCCUCCUACACCAAUGCUGGGGCUCAUCAGACUACAAAGUUGGUGCAGCUGCAAAAUAUGGCCACCACCAAACACCAAUCAACUCUCUCCAAAUUAUGUGAUUGUCUCUCACCCCCUUUUCAUUGCACUGGGGGUUUAUCAUUCAGAUUUUAUUCUUGUGCCUUUGGGACUCCCCAGGCUUAACACUGCCCCCUCUGUAGUACAGGUUUGGCUUGAAAUGAGACACCACUCGUGUGUGUGCUCACCCCAUGCUAAAUCCUGCCCCCUAUAAUAUUCUUAAAUUUGCCCCUCUGUCUCCCAAACCUGUGCUUCCUGCAGACUUGAACCAAUCAAACAGCCCCCUCUCCUUAUUAUACCCCAGCCAAUGACACUGGGCCACCAGGUCUAUGACCGCCGACGUUCUAUGUUAAUAUCAGGAAAGUGUAAGAACCUCCUGCAACUAUGGGCCUGCUUGUGCUCUAGAAUAAAUAUACACUUUUGAUUGUGGCCCUCUAACUGUUCACCCCCAGGCUUUGUCCAUUUCUCACAUUUUACUUAAUCUCUCCUCAUUGAAUAAUGAAUCUUACGUCUAGGGGAAUGAACAGCAGCUGCCACCAAAAAAUAUCAAACCAGCAUCCAGGGAUAAAAAAUAAACAGCAAGUUUGGAUUGUGGAGAUGUCCAGAUCCUACAGAACAGACCAGUAUGUUGGGCUAUGAAGAUAGUUAGUUGGUGUGAGAAGAAUUGAAUAUCCUAGUGACUAGGCCAAUUGGUUGGGUUGUGGAGAAUUCAAGAUCAUGAUGACUAGGCCAGUUGCUUGGCUUGAAGAGGAUUGAAUAUCCUGGUGACUAGGCCAGUUGGUUGGGUUGAAGAGGAUUGAAGAUCAUGGUGACUAGGCCAGUUGGUUGGGUUGAGGAGAAUUGAAGAUCUUGGUGACUAGGCCAGUUGGUUUGGUUGAAGAGGCUUGAAGAUCAUGGUGACUAGGCCAGUUGGUUGGGUUGAAGAUCCUGGUGACUAGGCCAGUUGGUUGGGUUAAGGAGAAUUGAAGAUCCUGUUGACUAGGCCAGUUAAUGGGGAUGAGCAGAAUUGAAGAUCCUAUUGACUAGGCCAGUUGGUUGGGUUGAGGAGAAUUGAAGAUCCUGCUGAUUUUGGUUGGGUUGUGGAGAAUUGAAGAUCCUACUGACUAGGCCAUUUGAUGGAGAUGAGGAGAAUUGAAGAUCUUAGUGACUAGGUCAGUUAGUUGGGUUGAGGAGGAUAGAAGAUCCUAGUGACUAGGCCAGUUGAUGGGGGAUGAGGAGAAUUGAAGAUCCUGGUAACUAGCACAGUUGGUUGGUUUGAGGAAGGUAGAAGAUCCAAGUAACUGGGCCAGUUGGUUGGGUUGAGGAGAAUUGAAGAUCCUGCUGAUUUUGGUUGGGUUGUGGAGAAUUGAAGAUCCUACUGACUAGGUCAUUUGAUGGAGAUGAGGAGAGUUGAAGAUCUUAGUGACUAGGUCGGUUGGUUGGGUUGAGGAGGAUAGAAGAUCCUAGUGACUAGGCCAGUUGAUGGGGGAUGAGGAGAAUUGAAGAUCCUGGUAACUAGCACGGUUGGUUGGGUUGAGGAAGGUAGAAGAUCCAAGUAACUGGGCCAGUUGGUUGGGUUGAGGAAAAUAGAAGAUCCUGGUGACUAGGUCACUUGGUUGGUUUGUUGGUUGCUGAGUUGUUAGGGCUCUUGUAAGGUAGUAUGAUGGAGUAACAGUUAGUACUUUUGGGCACCCAGGAUACUGGGGAGAAGAGCUGGUACUUUGCUAUUUGUGUAAUGUGUGUGCCUGGGACUGGAGGAAAGAGCAAUGAGCAGGAGUUGGGUAACUGUGCCCUAUUCCUGUUACUUGGAGUUGUUGUGUCUGUGGGGGCACAGAGCACCUUCAAUGUACCCAGGAUUUGUGUAGGAGGGCAGAGCGGACACAUCUGUAUAUUUACAUACUGGUUUGUUAAUAUGUGUGUUUUAUUUGGGAUUUUUACAUUUUCUGUAUAUUCCUCUCUGUACAAAUAAUAUAAAGUUGUGUAUAAA